GUGUGAAAAUUUGUUUUCUGAAAAAAUUGCAAUUUGUUUAAAUGUAGAGACGAUUAAAUUUGGGUCGGCGAACGCGAAAUUCGUUUCAAGUAGUUGGUUCAAGGAGCCGUGAAAGUAGCCAAGACAUUACACAUCGCAAUGAAAAUAAUCGUCUGCGUUCAAAUCAACGGAACAAUGAUGCAACAACAACUGCAAAUGAACGUCGUGAUAUUCAAAAUCUACAAGGUGUUGCGUUCGCGUACAGUAGUGUCACCGAUUAUGCUUCUCAUAGGCAAAUUAUAAUUGGUCCAAUGAACGACCGUUGUCGCCAUUGUCAGGCAUUAAAAUUUAAAGGUGAAGCAGAUGGGAUGUGCUGUGCGAGUGGUAAAGUAAAAUUGCCUGAAUUAGGCAGCCCACCACAACCAUUGAGCACAUUACUUAAUGGAUUGACACCUGAGUCUAAUCAUUUUUUGAACAAUAUACGAAAGUAUAAUUCGAGUUUCAAAUGACAUCUUUUGGCGCCACAAAUAUUAUAAGAGACAACUUCAUGCCAACGUUCAAGAUUCAAGGUCAAAUAUACCAUCGAGCUGGCUCUUUGUUACCUUUCGACAACGCAGACCACCAAUUUUUGCAAUUAUAUUUUAUCGAGAACGCAGAAGACGAAGCUGAUCGUCGGUGUGCCAUAAUUACCAACACGCGGAGAAAAAUUAUUUUCGAUUUGCAAAAUAUGUUCCAUGAGCACAACGAAUUGGUUCAGGUUAUCAAAACAUCGCUUGAUCGAAUGCCAUCUGACGAUCAUAAAAUUGUUAUUCGAGCUGAUAAAACACCGGUUGGCGAACAUGCAAGGCGUUUCAAUGCACAAACAGUUGACGAAGUGGCAAUAGUCAUAGUUGGUGAGCAAUUUAAUAAUCGUAAUAUUCUUCAUCGUAGAAAUGAACAACUUGAACGUGUAUCCGAGACUCAUCGCUGUUAUGAUGCACUGCAAUAUCCCAUAUUGUUUUGGAGCGGACAAGAUGGCUAUAAUUUCAACAUUAAAAUGAUAAAUCCAGUAAACGGUCGAGAAGGAACAAAGAAAGUUAGUGCUAUGAAUUAUUACGCAUACAGGCUGCAGAUACGGCAAAAUCAAGACAACCACAUAUUGAGGUGUAGAGAACUUUUCCACCAGUAUAUUGUUGACAUGUAUGCAAAAAUUGAAUCGGAACGGUUAAAUUUUCUUCGAUUCAACCAAGCCAAUUUACGUUCCGAAGAGUAUGUUCAUUUGCGUGAUGCCAUUAACAACGAUGGUAAUGCACAAAACGUUGGAACUAUGAUAAUAUUACCGUCAUCGUAUGUUGGAAGUCCACGUCAUAUGUUUGAGUACGCGCAAGAUGCGAUGUCAUACGUUCGCCAUUACGGUCGACCAGUAUUGAUUGAAAAAAUAAGGCCGAAUUAAAUUGACGAUGUGAUUUCGGCAGAAAUUCCAGAUCUGACAGUGAAUCCUGUAUUGUUUGAAGUGGUCACCAAAAAUAUGAUUCACGGUCCAUAUGGUGCGUUGAAUUUGAAUUCACCCUGUAUGGUUGAAGGGAAAUGCUGCAAACGUUUUCCAAAAAAUUUGGUCUCCGAUACAGUGACGGGCAACGAUGGAUAUCCCGAAUAUCGUCGUCGAUCAACUGAAGAUAAUGGCCAUUCGGUAAUUUUGAGAGUUAAAAAUCAAGAUUUGGAGAUUGAUAAUCGUUGGGUUUUUGCCAUAUUCACCGUUAUUAUCUAAGAUUUAUAAAAAGCACAUAAACGUAUAUGUUUGCAAUUCAGUUCAAUCUAUUAAAUACAUUUGCAAAUACAUCAACAAGGGCAGUGAUAUGGCUGUUUUUGGAGCAGCUGCUAAUGUUACCGAUGAAAUCACUCAAUUUCAAAUGGGCAGAUACAUCAGUUCAAAUGAAGCAGUAUGGCGCAUAUUAUCAUUCACAUCCAUGAUAGGCAUCCAACUAUAGCUCAUUUAGCUGUUCAUCUUGAAAACGGUCAUCGCGCUUUUUUCACACCCGGGAAUGCAAUGCGAAGAGCUGCGCAACUCUAACUGCAUUUUUUUCGUUGUGUCAAGCAGAUGAUUUUGCGAAAACAUUGCUAUACGCCGAAGUACCCGAAUAUUAUACGUGGAAUAAUUCGAAAAU
This is a messenger RNA of Drosophila obscura, 2123 nucleotides long. RefSeq lists its product as uncharacterized. The record is from RefSeq and is a predicted model, not a curated record. The transcript has 3 exons. Lineage: Eukaryota; Metazoa; Arthropoda; Insecta; Diptera; Drosophilidae. The coding region runs from base 485 to 1411 and encodes 308 amino acids.